Molecule: messenger RNA, 1113 nt
Organism: Drosophila ficusphila
Lineage: Eukaryota; Metazoa; Arthropoda; Insecta; Diptera; Drosophilidae
Gene: Sf3a2
Product: splicing factor 3A subunit 2
Exons: 1
Coding region: 110-895 (261 amino acids)
Biological process (GO): spliceosomal complex assembly
Cellular component (GO): nucleus; U2 snRNP; U2-type prespliceosome
Molecular function (GO): nucleic acid binding; zinc ion binding
Source: RefSeq, a predicted model, not a curated record
UAACAACCCUGUUCUGUACACCACUAAAAACAAUUUGUCGGCUAGUUUUUAACAACGUGAAACCUAGUUUUCUUUUUAAACGAACUGAAAAUAAAGUAAAGUUGAAAAAAUGGACUUUCAGAACCGCGCCGGUGGCAAGACUGGCAGCGGAGGCGUGGCCUCCUGGUCGGAGACGAACCGCGACCGCAAGGAGCGGCUGCGUCAACUGGCCCUGGAGACCAUCGACCUAAACAAGGAUCCGUACUUCAUGAAAAACCAUUUGGGCUCCUACGAGUGCAAAUUGUGUCUGACGCUGCACAACAACGAGGGCAGCUAUUUGGCCCACACGCAAGGAAAAAAGCAUCAGGAGAAUCUGGCUAGAAGAGCGGCAAAGGAGGCCAAAGAAGCACCCUCUUCGCUGCUGGCGCCAGAGAAGCCCCGUGUGGAGCCGAAAAAGUUCGUGAAGAUCGGACGACCCGGCUAUCGGGUGACCAAGCAGCGCGAUCCCAACAAUGGGCAGCAGUCGCUGCUUUUCCAGAUCGACUAUCCUGAGAUCACGGAGUCCAUCGUUCCGCGUCAUCGCUUCAUGUCCGCCUACGAGCAAAAGAUCGAGCCACCAGACCGCAAAUGGCAGUACCUUCUGUUCGCCUCCGAGCCAUAUGAGACCAUCGGCUUCAAAGUGCCCUCCAGAGAAGUCGAGAAGAGCGAGGGCAAGUUCUGGACGCACUGGAAUCGCGACACCAAGCAGUUCUUCCUGCAGUUCGCCUUUAAGUUUGAGCCAAAGAUCAUGCCGCCACCGCCACCGAAUCUUCAUCGGGCGCUGGGCGGCCCGCCCGGUGGAUUUCCCAUGCCGGGUCCACCUCGCCCUGCAAUGCAUCCGAUGUUCAAUGGCGUUCCUCCACCCCCGCCCAUGUAAUUCAACGAGGAGGUUCCCUGGAGAUCUUGUAAUAUUAAUUUGGUUGUCAAAAAGCAGAAUCAUCAUCUAAGUGACUAAAUGACAAAUUAAAAUCCAUUGCACCUUUUGUGUUUCCAGUUUUGAGUUUUGUAUAACCGAGAACUUCAUUGAAUUCAAUUUAAUCACAAAUUUAACCCAGACAACCAUUCAAAUAAAAAACAAUUUUAUUCUUAAUACAA